AUGCGCCUCAACCCCGAGAAAUGCACCUUCGGAGUCAAGAGCGGGAAGUUUCUGGGAUAUAUGCUCACCAGUCGUGGGAUUGAACUAAACCCCGAAAAGUGCCAGGCUAUGGUAGAAAUGAAAAGCCCUAGGACGGUCAAGGAAGUCCAGCAAUUGGCGGGGCGGAUGGCAGCAAUCGGACGGUUUCUCCCGAAGGCUGCCCUAAGAGCCUUACCACUCUAUGCCCUGCUAAAGAAAGGAGCGACCUUUACUUGGUCAGAAGAGGCCGAACAGGCUUUCUCCCGGCUGAAAGAGGUUCUCACCUCCCCACCGAUCCUAUCAAGUCCAAAGCCAGGGGAGCCCCUAUACUUAUACUUAGCUGUCCGAGACAAGGCUGUGAGCUCCGUGCUGGUACGAGAGGAAGCGGGAGCCCAACUUCCGGUCUACUUCGUCAGUCGCUCGCUCAAAGGAGCUGAGCUAAGAUAUCAGAUGCUCGAAAAGGUGGCACUCGCCCUCCUAACCACGGCCAGGCGACUCAGAAGGUACUUCCAGUCUCAUAGCAUCAUUGUCCGCACAGAUCAACCGGUCAGGCAAGUCCUCCAUAAACCGGAUCUAGCCGGUCGAAUGGUGGGUUGGUCGAUCGAGCUUUCCGAGCAUGAUAUUCGAUAUGAGCCCAGACGGGCGAUCAAGGCGCAAGUCCUAGCAGAUUUCCUGGUCGAACUCACGAGAGAAGAAGACCCACCGGCGGAAAUCUCCUGGGUAGUCCAUGUGGAUGGCUCGAGCAACAAAGAGGGGGGCGGCGCCGGGAUCGUCCUACAAAGCAACUCAGGGAUGAUCGUGGAACAGUCGCUGCGCUUUAAUUUCCCGGCCACCAACAACCAAGCUGAGUAUGAAGCUUGCAUCGCCGGCCUGGAGACAGCGAGGGACCUGGGGGCGCAGGACAUACUUGUCUGCUGCGACUCCUUACUAGUGGUCUCACAGGCUAACGGAGAGGCGCAGACUAAGGACCCAAUUCUGGAACAAUACCUCUCCCACCUGAAGCGGCUGGCUGCCACCUUUCGUAAGGUGGAGUUCCGCCACGUCCCAAGAGCUGAAAACGACCGCGCGGACACCCUAGCAAAGCUGGCUAGCACCGGGAAACCCGGCCUGAACAGGACAGUCAUCCAGGGCACCCUGGCCCUCCCGUACGUCGCAGGCCCCGACCGGUCCACUGGAGUCCACGCCUUGAGCAUUGGCACGGACGACGAUUGGAGGACCCCUAUUGUUAAGAACCUCACCACAGGCUGGCUACCACCCGACAAGUCGGAAGCCAAGAAGCUGACCAGAAGAGCUUCCUGGUACACCUUGGUGAACGGAGACCUCUUUAAGAGAGGAUUUUCCACUCCUCUCCUUAAGUGCUUAUCAAAGGAACGUGCGGAGUAUGUGCUCGCCGAAAUCCAUGAGGGCAGCUGUGGCCACCACCCCGGCGGGCGUUCUCUGGCGAGAAAGGUCCUCCGGGCCGGCUACUACUGGCCCACCCUGGAGAAAGACGCUGCUGACCACGUUAAGCGAUGUGACUCCUGCCAGAAACAUGCCGACCACCGCUUAGCCCCGCCGGAACGACUCUCGACUAUGGUCUCCCCUUGGCCUUUCCACCAAUGGGGAAUGGACCUCUUAGGACCCUUUACAACCGCGCCCGGACAGCUGAAACACCUGGUCGUCGCGGUAGACUACUUCACCAAGUGGAUUGAAGCAGAGCCCCUUGCAACUAUCACUUCGGCCCGCAUACAGCGUUUCUUCUACAAGAACAUCAUCAGCCGAUUCGGGGUACCUGGAGUCCUGAUUACCGACAAUGGCACACAGUUUGCCUCCCAAGGGAUCAAGGAACUCGUGGACGGGCUUCACAUCAAGCACCACUUCACCUCUGUGGAACACCCCCAGACGAACGGACAAGCUGAAGCGGCAAACCGAGUAUUCCUUAGAGGACUCAAGAAAAGACUGGACGACGCUAAGGGCAACUGGGCAGAGCAACUCGAUCAUGUCCUAUGGGCAUAUCGCACAACUCCGCACUCUACGACUGGGGAGAGCCAUUUUCGCUUAACUUUCGGCACAGAGGCGGUUAUCCCAGCAGAGAUUGGAGAGCCGAGCGCUCGUACCAUGGGCCACGACCCAGGACAGAACGACCAACUCAUCAAUGAAGACCUGGACCUGCUCGCCGAAAGGAGAGCCGUCGCCAACUGCAGGGAGUUGAUCGCGAAGCAGCAUGCAGCCAUCCGCUACAGUAAGAAGGUCGUCCACCGCGCGUUCCUACCAGGGGACUUAGUCCUCCGCAACGCCAGCAUCGGAGCCCGAGGGACCGAGCGAGGCAAGUUGGCCGCCAACUGGGAAGGCCCAUACAGAGUAACUGAAGCAACCGGCACCGGCGCCUACAAGUUGGAAAAACUCUCGGGCGAAGCAAUUCCCCGCACUUGGAAUGCCGCCAACUUGAACCGCUACUACAGCUAG
Messenger RNA from Lotus japonicus, 2463 nucleotides. RefSeq lists its product as uncharacterized. Gene Ontology annotation, molecular function: nucleic acid binding; RNA-DNA hybrid ribonuclease activity. The coding region runs from base 1 to 2463 and encodes 820 amino acids. The transcript has a single exon. The record is from RefSeq and is a predicted model, not a curated record. Gene Ontology annotation, biological process: DNA integration. Lineage: Eukaryota; Viridiplantae; Streptophyta; Magnoliopsida; Fabales; Fabaceae.